Anopheles coluzzii is the source of this 500-nucleotide messenger RNA. RefSeq lists its product as uncharacterized. The record is from RefSeq and is a predicted model, not a curated record. The transcript has 3 exons. Bases 57 to 440 code for a protein of 127 amino acids. Lineage: Eukaryota; Metazoa; Arthropoda; Insecta; Diptera; Culicidae.
GUUGUUGUUAUGCAAGAGACAUCAAAACAAACUGUCUCUUCUCCCGUGGCCGCAGGAUGAGAUACGGUCGAUCGCGCCUACCGAAACUGCUGAUUAUCUCGGUAUUCGGAAUCGGCGGUGGAUUUUACGUGUUUCAACCAACCUUCCGGCAGCUGCAACAACAACGCACCGGUACGACCGCCACCGAGCCAGCGGCUACUACCUCCAAAGGAACCAUGUCGAUGCCAGCUAUUACGCGCAUGUUUCAAAUGCUGAAGGGAUCUCCGGUGGCAGUCGUCGGUGGAACCAUUCUGGUGACGGGAUCGCUGCUCUACACGUACCGCGCUGUGUAUCGUCCGUUUAUUACACGACGUGAGCGGGCCGAAUCGGAAGCGAUGGCAAACUACAUUUUUCAAAUGGAGCAAUCCAAAGGGCAACGACAGACCAGUGAACACAGUUGAGCUGUGAUGAGGGUGAUGAAGAUUGGUUAAUAAAUUUAGUGAAGUACAUUUAACCAUAAA